AUGAGCAGUCCCCGCGACGUCGACGCCGCGUUCGUCACGAAGACGACGGCCAAACACCGCAAGAAACCGCCGGCAGCAGCAGCCGCCGCCGCCGCUGGCCAAGACGACCAGCGCCACGUCGUCGCAACGGCUGCUGCGACUGCGACAGCCACUGCGCGCGCGAGUCGCACAAGUGACGUGGCGACUGCAGCUGCCGCCUCACCCCACCGCACGAUGCCGCCGCCGUCUGUGUCGACGACGCUGAGCGCCAGUCACGACAACGCGAGCAUUUCGCUGCGGCCCCGCACGAUGUUUGCGAUGAAGGGCCGCGGCCGCACCGAGUCCGAAGGCGCCGCGUACCGCCCACAGUGGUCGAAAGACGGCGAAGGGUUUGUAUCGUCCUCGACCGCGUCCACAGCUGCUGUAGCAGCUGCUGCAGGUACAGCGCUGUCCACGUCGGGCACUGGACCGCUGUCGAUGAAAGACGCAGUUGUUGGCGGCAGCGACGACCACCGGACCGAUCGGCGCAAGACCAAAGUCGUGCGCUACAGCAAAGAAGAGCUCCUGGCGCUCCAUUCGCCGACGAAUGAGCUGCCGGCGUUUCUCGUCGAGACGUCCGUGGCGUCCGAGCACAGUCUCCCGCCCGUGGGGACGCUGCCGUUUGACUACGAAGAGAUUUACAAACAGUGGUCGCUCAACCGCAAUCGCGGACGUGGGCGCGGCCGCAGCAAUGCAGCGUCGGGCGCUGCGCAAGGGACGCGCGGCCACCACGAACGCGGGGCACGGGGAGACGAGACGCUCGAUGGGGCGAUGCACCUGAAGGACGAGGGACUGGGCCGACCAGGACACAAAGAGCGAGACUCGAUGUGGGAGCGAGGUGCAAAGAUCACGGAAGGAUCGUCUCGUGGCGACGGUAUAUGGGACGAUGUCUUGGAGCCUGGCACGGACAGCAAUGAGAUGGACUUGUCAAGUAUGGCAGAAGCCGCGGAACUGUUUCGACGAGAGAUGGACGCGAUGCGAGACGAGCUGCAGGGGCCGAGGGUCGACCCAAAUGAGAUUAAAGACGAUUUGGACGCCUUUGAUAAGAAACUGGAGGAUGCGGCGGCGGCGGGGCAGUUUGACGACAGUGACAAUGAAGAAGCUUCGUGGGGUGAUCCUGCACCAGGGGAUCAGCACGCUGCUGAUAGUGGCAACAAUCUGUCGGAUGUACACGCGGCAAACUCGUCCGAGCAGCAACCAAGCGACAGCCAUUUAUUCGAUGCGCUGGAACCUGCUGACGCGCCGCUUGUGCUCGAAGAGAAAGGUAGCUCUAUGUUCUCACAAGCGUCUGCAGAGGCAAGCUCUGCCGGGCUGCCUUCGUCAGGCACCGGGACGGCCGACGAAUGGUUUUACCUGGAUCCGCAAGGGUUGCAGCGUGGACCGUUCAAAACUGCCGAGAUGCGUGAGUGGUUUGAAGCAGGCUACUUCAAGCCGCACCUCCCGAUUCGUUUCGGCCAGCACGGCAUCUUUACGGCCUUGGCAAACCAGUUUGUGCCCGGGCAACUUCCAUUUGCGACUCUGCCGACCCGCAUGAGUAGUGUCGGAGGCAUUCAUCUGGACCCCAUCCAGAGCGAGCAACAGCGUUUGCUGGAACUGCAACAUGAGCAGCAGCGACAGCAACAAAUGCUGCAGCUUCAGCAACAGCAGCAGCAACAGCGCAUGCUGCAGGUGGAUCGAGAGGAGAAGAUACGUAUGGAGAUGCAACGGCUUGAAAUUGCGCGUCAGCAGCAGCAGACACAGUUGUAUCAGCAGCAACAGAUUCUGCACGAUCAGCAAGAAAAGCAGCGGCAACAGCAGCAGCACCAGCAGCAACAACAACAACAGUUUUUCUUGCAGCAGCAGCAAAAUUCGUGGCAACUGAGCCAACGUGAAGGUAUAAUGAGUGCGCUGGGUAUAUUCGGCGGAAACCAAGACAAUGUUGCACCGACCGACAGCUUCAGGACUGACGGCAUGCAGAGUCAGUUUCGGUCUGACUACCAUACACAUCACCAGCUGAACAUGUCGAAUGUCCAACCCGUCGCUCAGAACGCGGCUUUUGUGAGCGAUGAAGCACAGAGACGCACACAAGCGUUUUGGCCGAGCGCUGCUCCGGAGACACCUGGUCUGGAGAAUGUCACGAGUUUGGGCAUGCAAUCAGUACAACCUGUAAGUCCAGCAGCAGCACACUCGGCUCAGCUUCCUGAGCCAAACAGAUCAGCACCCGCCGCCAUACCCGAUGCAUGGGCACGUAGACAAAAGGUACCCGGGUAUCCGUCACCAAUGCUGCACGAUAUCCAGGUUGAAGAGGAGCAUCGUGCUGCACAGGAGUCUCGCAAUAACGACAAUCAAGCUACUGCACCACACGGACAGCCCGAAAAUGCCUUGUCCGCUGGUAAAUCGACGAAAAUGAAUGUAACGUCUGGCGGAGACAACGCAAGGGUGAGCUCGGGUUCAUUUCCAAAGAACGGCAGUCAUGCAGAAAACAGUACGACUGAAGCCGACGCGUGGGCUAUCGGAACAGCGCCUACUGCAGCUUCGUCAAAGUCGGUGUCGCUGAAAGACAUCCAGCAGGAAGAGCAACGCGAGUUGCUUGAAAAGAGGCACAGGGACAAGGGAGACACGGCGCAUCUUGCGCAAAUGGGGGCUCAGUUAAAGAUGAUGCUGGGUGUGGACUCAAUGGCCGUUCCACCGAGCAUUCCUUCAGCGUCUGUGCCACAAGCUACGGUGGCUAAGUCGACAGCACCAUCAACGUCAGCGCCGACAUCGAGCUCCCCUUCGCCUGCACCGGGUCCAUGGGGUCGGUCUCCCGCUGUCGUAUCGAGCGACAAGUCGAAGUCGAUGCGUGACAUUUUGGCCGAAGAAGAGCGGUUGGCACAGGAGCGCGCUAAGGCAAACGUGAAUGCGCCGGUGAGCUCGCAGUGGGUGAACAUAGUGGCCGGCAACAAGGCUGCUGCUGCAGCGAUUCCGAAGCCGUCCCGAUCCGUGUUGGGCCCUGUUCCCGCCUCCGUGCUGAAGAGCCGUCAGCAAGUCCGUGCUACCAAUGGCGCACUGAAGCCACCUCCGGCCAAGACUGGGAACGAUGCGUCGUUUUGGAACUUUGGAGCAGCCACGCAGCCGACUGGCAAAGAGUCUGCAGUCAGCGUAGGUAGCUCGAACGCGUUUGGAUCCAACAGCGUCUCGUCGGAGUUCAUGGCUUGGGCUUCGAAGCAGUUGAAGACGAUUGACGUGGACGCGAAUGUGACGUUGCUGGAAUACUGUGCGUCAGUAGAAGACCCGGGCGAAGUCCGCGAGUACCUGGCAGCGUAUUUGGGCUCGACGCCUCGUGUUUCGGCGUUUGCAACCGAGUUCAUCCAGCGGAAAAAGUCACAAAGUAGCGGCAAGAAGUCACCAGGGCACCAAGAUGCCCAGCAGCGUGCGUCGGAGAUGGACUCGUCUACUAGACGAGGCAAGCGUCGGUCCUGA
Messenger RNA from Hyaloperonospora brassicae, 3459 nucleotides. The record is from the annotation of a GenBank genome assembly. NCBI's taxonomy places the organism in Eukaryota, Oomycota, Peronosporomycetes, Peronosporales, Peronosporaceae.